AUGGCGCAAGCUACUUCCACAUCGCUUGUUCUUGCAUGCCUGCUGAUGGCCACCAUCAUGGCUCCUGGUGGCACCUCCGGUACCUCGGAGGCCCUGCCAACCACGACCGGCGGCGGUGUGCGGCCGCCUGCCACAGCGGCGACGCUGCCAACACUUGGCGGCAGGGGCGGCCUCUCCACCACCGACACGGAGGCGCCGCCAACGACGACAGGCGGGAGUGGGCACUGGCCGCCCGCAGCCAUGGCGGUGACGCUGCCAACAGUAGGCGGGGGCGGCAGCGGCCUCUCCACCACGGACACGGAGGCGCCGCCCACCAUGACAGGCGGCAGUGGGCACUGGCUGCCUGCAGCCACGGCGGUGACGCUGCCGCCAACGCCAACAGUAGGCGGCUGCGGCCACGGCCUCUCCACCACCACGGACACGGAGGCACUGGGCGGUGGCAAGCUGCCGCUCUGGGUCGAGCGGCUUCUGGCCCUGGGCGGAGCGCGGCCAUCGCUCGGAGAAAUGGUGGGGACGAAGCGCGUUGUCGUGGCCAAGAACGCCACCAGCGGCGACGGCCAGUUUGCCAGCAUCACCGCUGCUUUGGCGGCGCAAGAGGACCAAAUUGGUAGCGAGCAAAGCAUUCUCACCAUAUUCAUCAAGGAGGGAGUGUACAAUGAGACUCUAAACAUCACCCGGAAGCAUGUGAUCCUGAUCGGAGAAGGCGCCGGGAAGACGGUGAUCACCGGGAACAAGAGCCACCGGUUUCACAACCUCAGCACGCCGGACACUGCUACCGUGAGUGUUCAUGGGAAGGGCUUCAUGGCCCAGGACCUCACGAUCCAGAACACGGCAGGCCCAGAGGGUCUGCAGGCAGUGGCGCUCUUGUCAAGAUCGCACUUCUCCCUGGUCUACCGGUGCUCGAUCGAGGGGUAUCAGGAUACCCUCGACGCCGACACCGGAGACCAGAUGUAUCUGGAGACGGACAUCCACGGCACCGUGGACUUCGUGUUCGGCUACGCCAGGGCAGCCUUCCUGGGUUGCCGGCUCCUGGGCGCCAACCUCACGGGGGUGGAGACCUUCCUCGGCCGCCCGUGGAAGGAACACUCCCACGUGAUCUUCAUGGAGACCUUCCUCGGCUCCAUCGUCAACUUCACCGGCUGGGUGGAGUGGAACCGGAGCAACGGCCACAUUCCAGACACGGUGGUGUAUCUGGAGUACGCCAACUACGGGCCUGGCGCCGACACGAGCCGCCGCAUCAACACCACCGCCGUGCGCGUCGUCACCGACUGCGGCGAGGCGGCGCAGUACACCGCGGACCCUUUCGUCAACGCCAGCGCCUGGAUGCCCAAGGACAAGGAGGGCAGGGACAUCAUCCCCUACGCACGCGGCUUGAUCCGCGACCCGGCGUGCCCAGCCCCUCCAACAAGGGCAUGUGCUAGCAAGACCUAG
This is a messenger RNA of Miscanthus lutarioriparius, 1431 nucleotides long. NCBI's taxonomy places the organism in Eukaryota, Viridiplantae, Streptophyta, Magnoliopsida, Poales, Poaceae. The record is from the annotation of a GenBank genome assembly.